GUUACUCUAGGUAUAAGUGCUUGUAAGAACACAGGUCACUUGAGGUUAGGUGAUACUGCGUCAUGUUCAGACUUCGUUGACACACCAGCUGUUGACGGCAUGGACCUACCAGUUAGCUAGAAUGUCAUGUUCACUUCAAGUUCUUUGCUUGCUUGCCUUAAUUGUUGGCGGUUCGUCAUCGCGGGCUUUGCUUGGGAAUUGGAGUAGGAGGUCUCCGCCCCCACCGCCUCCUCCGAAAGACGCGUCCUCAACUUCCGCAAGAUGCUAUACGCUUAUAUUCCCGUGGUACUUCCAAGUCCCCUGCCCCCCGCCACCGCCGCCAUCUUCGCCUCCUCCCCCACCCUCGCCACCGCCGCCGCCACCCCAGCAAUACCCACCACCCCCUCCACCGCCGUCGGGGCUACCACCAUCGGAGCCCUCCGCGCCCUCUCGGCCACGCCCGCCGCCUCCUCCUCCGCCCUCUCCCAGCCGCCCUCCACGCCCAUCACCGCCUCCUCCCUUACCACGGUCUCCACCCCUGCCCCUGCCGCCGCCACCACCGCCUUCCCCGCCGCCCCAGCCGCCCUCCCAGGUCCGCUUGCGGCCGCCCCCGCCACCUCCUCUGCCCGCCCAGCCGCCUCCCCUACCCUACCCGGCGGGUGCCAAUGCGGGCUCCUCCUCCGCCGCCGCCCCUGUAGAGCGCCAGCUGGAGGGCGUGUUCCAAGGCGUGCUGGCAGGUUUCGCCGCCGUGUUGGGUUUGCUGGCGCUCACCCUCUUCGUGAGGCACAUGCGCAACCGGUCUGUAGGCGCGCGGUUCCUCGCACGACUGGGCUUCCCAGGCUUCGCGCGGCCCGGCAACGGCAGCAGCAGCAGCAGCAGCGGUCCCAACACACGCCAGGACAACGGGGGUGACGGCGGUGGCGGUGGUGGUAGCUCGGGUGUUGCCGCUACUGCCGGCCGCAAUGGCCGCCCCCCGCCUCCCGCCGUUCCGCUGUACACUGUUGAGUUGGGCGCUCUGGGCGGCGGCAAGGUGACGGUGCAGGUCGUGGGAGGGGAGGGGCGGGCAGCGGCUGCAGCUGCGGGGGCAGCAGGUGGGGUGGAGGCAGUGCCAGCAGCAGCAGGAGCAGCAGCCCAGGUAGAGGCGGUGGCGGUAGAGGAUGCAGGGCCGUCGUCACACCCAGCGGCGAGGGGAGCAGUAGCGCCAGCAGCAGCGGGGGGCUCACCUGCGUUAUCCGCGUUAGCACCAUCCUCACCACCCCCAGUACCGGCCGCGGAGGGCCGCAGGCACCUCGACGACACCAGCAGCCCCGGCCGACAUGAUCCGCCGCAUGACCACCACCACGACCACCACCACAACCAACUGGCGGUUGGCACGCCUGGCGGCGCCGGCGAAGGAGGAGGUUCCCAGGGUGUUGGGGGCGGCGGUGGCGGUGGGGCCGGCGGCAGCAGCAGCAGCAGUCCGGCUGCUGCCCCCGCCCCUGCUCGGCAGGUGGGGCCGCCGGACGCCAUCAUUCUGAUGCCUGACGGGCUGCAGGUGUGUCUGGGGCAGCGAGUGCACUAGCGGAGGCAGGCGGGCAGGGGGCAGCGCUGCCUCGCCCCGCAAGCAGCAGCUGCAGCGGCAGGGCGCCGGCUGGGGAGUGCGGCUGGGGCCUGGAGGGUGGCGGCUUGGCCGACGUUGUUGGGUAGCGGUGGCUGUUGUAUCGGUAUUGGCUGUUGUGUGUACAUGUGAUCUGGCUGCUGCGCGCGAGUGUGACGAGCUGGUUUGCUUUAUUGGUGUGUUUUGGGGGCCGUUGGGGUGAAGGACUUGAAGUGGGGCCGUCGCUGACCUCCCAAGCCCAACAGCAAGCGGAGGCGGCGCGCAUGUGAGGGAAGGAAGGGUACAUGCAGGGGGCUGGGAGCUGUCGUGAGCCCGGCGGAGGGGGCACAGCGGGUGUGUCGUACGGCAGCUAGUGCAGCUAGUACAGCACUGGUACGGCAACGGGGAGUACGACAGGGUGUGCAUUCUCUUGACCCAGAAAGGUGGCAUGUGUGGAUUACAAGAUAAAAGACGAAGAGUCGUGAAGAUGAAGCGUCCUGAGGGACCUACGUCACCCAAACGGUGUACACAAACAUUGAAACAUUGAAACGUACGAGAGGGGCAGUGCAUGCAGAGUGUGGCGGAGGACGAGGGGACGAGGGUUCCAGGAUCCGUUUGUUCCGUUGUGGCGUCGUGACCAACUGUUUGCGAGGCCUGUUGCUGGUUGGGUAGGGCCAGGAGGACGGGGUCAAACUACGGUGCAUCCGCGGUCUUGGGAUACUGGGGUGCAAAACGGUGCUUGGGCUGUUUUGUUUGGCUACUGUUUUGUAGAUACAAGCACACUCUUGUCAUGGUAGACUGCUGUAGCGGCUAUAAUUGUGCAGUUGUGUGCCUUAGCGAGGGGCUUGCUUUUCGCUUGAUACAUACACGUCACAUGCCAACGUGUGCAUGCCGUACAAAUUGGACCCCUUCCUACCCUUUCUUCUAUGAAUUGAAUGAAAAAGAUAAGGUAUUUUGGUAUAUGGUUGUUAGGUAUUCUAGGUUAGAUCAGUGACGUUGCUAUACCCGGCCGCCAACACGUGGCAGCGGUGACAUCCAGCAGAUGAUGAGCAACAACAUGAAGGACCGGGGGCAGCUGUCGUGCUGCGCCAUGUUUUCAGGUAGCUACUGUCAGGCAGCAGUAGGCAUCUUCCUGUGUGGUUUGCGAUAUGGCAACGGUGAACAGGGGUUUCGGGCUGGGCGCCUAUUAUUCCGCCAGGUCGAGAGUUGGGGUGGAGGUUGGAACGUUGGGUUAUGUAGAUUCUUUCUUGUGUUGCUUAAGUUCAGGCAUGGCUACGGUGCCGUGUGGGUGAAGGCUUUACCCCAUCGGUGAGUACACGCCGAUGGGACUUCCCUGCCGCUGACCCGCUGUGUGCCGAACUCGCACACCUUGAUGGUUGGGUGCGCAUGUUGACGUGGUCGACGGACAUUGUGCCGAAUACGUACCUUGAGUCCUCGGUAGGGCGCGACAGAUUUCAUGCAUAUUAUGUAUGAAAGUCAAGGGGUAUAGUUUUGUAGUUGGGACCGCGACCUAACGCGGGGAGCUUGCCACCGGCAUUCCUGCGUAAGUAGCAGGAGGUCUGCUAAAACUCCACUUGUUUAUGAAGUUUAUG
Molecule: messenger RNA, 3147 nt
Organism: Astrephomene gubernaculifera
Lineage: Eukaryota; Viridiplantae; Chlorophyta; Chlorophyceae; Chlamydomonadales; Astrephomenaceae
Source: the annotation of a GenBank genome assembly